AUGCGCUUUUUAGGCUUUCUGGGCACGGGCAUGCUGGGAACGUCCCAUGCAAAUCAGAUGCGCACCCAGUGCACCGCCCCUUCUACGUUUGGGCCGUCACCAACCCGGCCCCAGAGGCAAGGGCGGAGCCCGGGAUCAGGUGCCCCUAUGGCAGGCUCAGAAGAGCUUGGGCUCCGGGAAGACACGCUGAGGGUCCUAGCUGCCUUUCUUAGGCGGGGUGAGGCUGCUGGAUCCCCCGGUCCAACCCCACCCAGGAGCCCCGCCCAGGAGGAGCCAACAGACUUCCUGAGCCGCCUUCGAAGAUGUCUUCCCUGUUCCUUGGGGCGAGGAGCGAAUCCCCCUGAAUCUUCUCGGCCUUGCUCCCUGCCCCUCCGUCCCUGCUAUGGUUCAGAGGCUGGCCCAGCUACUCCAGACUUCUAUGCCCUGGUGGCCGAGCGGUUGGAACAGCUGGUCCAAGAGCAACUGAGAUCCCCACCUAGCCCAGAGUUACAGGGUCCCCCACCCACAGAGAAGGAAGCCCUGCUGCGGAGGUUGGUGGCUUUGCUGGAGGAAGAAGCAGAAGACAUCAACCAGAAGCUGGCUUCGGACCCUGCCCUGCGCUGCAAGCUGUCCCGACUCUCUGCAGGCUCCUUCGCCCGCCUAGCGGAGUUGUUCUCAAGCCGGGAAGGCAGCCUUCACUCCAGCUGCGCACGCCCCUCGUUGCCGUGCCCCGGGCCCCCGCCGCCUUCUCCGGAGCCCCUGGCCCGCCUGGCCCUGGCCAUGGAGCUGAGCCGGCGCGUGGCCCGGCUGGGAGGAACCCUAGCCGGACUCAGCGUAGAGCACGUGCACAGCUUCACACCCUGGAUACAAGCCCAGGGGGGCUGGGAGGGCAUCCUGGCUGUUUCACCCGUGGACUUGAACUUACCCCUGGACUGAGAUCUUCUUCAGAAGCUGCUACAAGAUUGGACCUCAGGUCCCUGUGCUCUUUGUGUUUUUCCCAAGCCUUCCUGUUCCACUCAGGGCUGUGGGGGGGGUGGUUGCCCUCCCUGGUUUUGCCAAAAAUAACAAAAUUUUAAUUUUUUCAUAUUAAAAACAUUUUCAAGUA
Rhinolophus ferrumequinum (greater horseshoe bat) is the source of this 1084-nucleotide messenger RNA. It is a transcript of the gene BCL2L12, whose product is annotated as BCL2 like 12. Bases 1 to 915 code for a protein of 304 amino acids. Lineage: Eukaryota; Metazoa; Chordata; Mammalia; Chiroptera; Rhinolophidae. The record is from RefSeq and is a predicted model, not a curated record. Gene Ontology annotation, biological process: regulation of apoptotic process. The transcript is spliced from 8 exons.